GAAAUCUCGGGAGCUGUCUGAAAGCAAGCUGAGUGAGGAGGAACAAACAGCGUGAAGAUUUAAAACACUCCUCAGACGGUAUUAGCAAUAGGCAGACACUCAAAUUUAGUUAAAAAAGUUAUUCAGCGAGAGGAAACACUUUAUUUAGCCUCUCUUUUCGUUACUUUGGUAAAAGUUGAACGCAGGCUGCAGGGCUCGGAGUAACGUUACCCACCUCGGAGCAGAAAGUCAAGUCGGUGGUCGGCAGUUAGUUCUGCAGGAAUGUCGCAGAAAGAAAGACCCAAGUUUUAUCGACAGGACGUCAACAAGACGAUAUGGGAAGUCCCGGAGCGAUACAAAAGCUUGUCCCCAGUUGGCUCUGGCGCCUACGGAUCCGUAAGCUCUGCGUUUGAUAUGAAGACUGGUUUAAAGAUAGCUGUGAAAAAGCUCUCCAGACCGUUCCAGUCCAUCAUCCAUGCAAAGAGAACAUACAGAGAGCUGCGGUUGCUGAAGCACAUGAAACAUGAAAAUGUGAUUGGCCUCCUAGAUGUGUUCUCCCCUGCUACAAGUCUAAAGGAAUUCACUGAUGUGUAUCUUGUGACUCAUUUAAUGGGGGCUGAUCUUAACAACAUAGUGAAAUGUCAGAAGCUCACAGACGACCAUGUGCAGUUCCUCAUAUACCAGAUCCUCAGGGGGUUAAAGUACAUCCACUCGGCUGACAUCAUACACAGAGAUUUGAAACCCAGUAAUCUGGCGGUGAAUGAAGACUGUGAGCUGAAGAUUUUGGACUUUGGUUUGGCGCGGCACACUGAUGAUGAGAUGACCGGCUAUGUGGCCACCCGCUGGUAUCGUGCGCCAGAGAUCAUGUUGAACUGGAUGCAUUACAACAUGACAGUGGAUAUUUGGUCAGUGGGCUGUAUAAUGGCAGAACUCCUCACUGGAAGAACUCUGUUUCCUGGUACUGACCACAUUGACCAGUUGAAGCUAAUCUUGCUGCUCGUCGGAACCCCAGGGCCCGAGCUCUUGAUGAAAAUAUCUUCAGAGUCUGCCAGAAACUACAUCGGCUCCCUGCCUCAAAUGCCCAAGAGGAACUUUGCUGACGUGUUCAUUGGUGCCAACCCACAAGCUGUGGACCUCCUGGAGAAAAUGCUAGUUUUGGACACGGACAAGCGGAUAACAGCAGCUGAGGCUCUCGCUCAUCCCUACUUCGCUCAGUACCACGACCCAGACGACGAGCCCGAGGCAGAACCGUACGACCAGAGCUUUGAGAGCCGUGAGCUGGAGAUUGAAGAGUGGAAACGAUUAACCUACGAGGAGUUGUGUAGUUUUGAGCCACAUAUUUUUGACGAGGAGGACAUGGAGUAACGCGGCCCACAUCACAUCUUGUCGCCAUCAUUUUCAAACAACCUUGAACAUGUGCAUUGGUGUUAGUCUCCCAGACACACUUGCAUCAGAGUGCCAACCUGCCCCAGUCAGUUCUAAUUAACCAGGAAAUGAUCCAUUAUUAGCUCCCUUUAGGAAGAUAUUACCAGCGUAGACAGAGCAAGAGCUCCACCAAUAAUCAUCUUUCUUAUUUAUGAACCACUAAUGUUGAUGGUUUUCUUGCUGGAAAAUAUUACUUUAUGCCAAUAGCUGACAUAAUUUUUUUAUUCUUCUGAUUUUUUUUUUAAAAUUUAGACUUUGAUGACUCGUCACUGUGACAUUGAGAUGCUGAAAUGCCUGGACCUAUAGCUGUGUUAAAUUUUCUAUUGAGUAACUUGUGAAUAAGCUUUUGUUGUCCAUCUACAGGAUUAUGCUAGUGUAUCACUCACCCUACCAAGCUGUAACACAUAGCAGUAGGUCACUGUUCCUGUAUUGAAAUAGAACUUACUUUCAAAGUAGUGACAGGAGUAGAUUGAAUGUUUUUAGACAUUUGACAAUUUGAAAAUGUGGCUGCUCUGUGUUGACACUUAUUUUUGGGGCUACACUGAGUUUCACACAUUUUGUUUAUUUGACCGUUGAGAUGGUUUGUCAAGCUCUCUGUUGUUACACAGAAAUCUGUGAUCCUCUGCUGUUUUAAAGACAGUGUAAUUUAUAAGGCACCCAAGAAGUAGGAAACAAUAUUCAGGGGCACAGGCUCUGCUCAGAAACAUGUAAAUAUCUGUGCCAUAUUUUUUAAUUGUGGUUAUGUUAUGAAACAAUCACUUUUAGUAUUGUCCAUCAGUUUAAGAAUUUUGUGCGUUUGUGAGAGUGUGUUGUCGGUUUACAGGAAUUUUAAGUGUCAUGCUAUAAUCUUUAAUUGAAAUACAGCUUAUAUGUGUAAAAGAGGGAUUUCAAAUGUAUUUAUACUUUGUGGAGGUGGUAUUUAUAGACAACAAUCAACAGAUCCCUUAAACUAUUUUCAGUCCAGCAGACUAACUACUAUCCUCAGUCCUUUGUUUAACAAAAUAAAGACUUAUUUUUAAGAGA
This is a messenger RNA of Labrus mixtus (cuckoo wrasse), 2427 nucleotides long. It is a transcript of the gene mapk14a, whose product is annotated as mitogen-activated protein kinase 14a. The transcript is spliced from 12 exons. The record is from RefSeq and is a predicted model, not a curated record. Gene Ontology annotation, molecular function: MAP kinase activity; ATP binding. Bases 262 to 1344 code for a protein of 360 amino acids. Gene Ontology annotation, biological process: intracellular signal transduction; protein phosphorylation. NCBI's taxonomy places the organism in Eukaryota, Metazoa, Chordata, Actinopteri, Labriformes, Labridae. Gene Ontology annotation, cellular component: nucleus; cytoplasm.